AUGGACCCCGAAUACGACUACCUGUUCAAGCUGCUUUUGAUUGGAGACUCAGGCGUGGGCAAGUCGUGCCUGCUCCUGCGGUUCGCUGAUGACACAUACACCGACAGCUACAUCAGCACCAUCGGGGUGGACUUCAAGAUCCGGACCGUUGAGCUAGACGGCAAAACCAUCAAACUUCAGAUCUGGGACACCGCUGGUCAGGAGCGGUUCCGGACCAUCACUUCCAGCUACUACCAGGGGGCCCACGGCAUCAUCGUGGUGUAUGACGUCACCGACCGGGACUCCUACGCCAACGUGAAGCAGUGGCUGCAGGGCAUCAACCGCCAUGCCAGCAAGAACGUCAGCAAGCUCCUGGUGGGCAACAAGAGGGACCUCGCCACCAAGAAGGUGGUGGACGACACCACGGCCAGGGAGUUCGCAGACUCUCUGGGCAUCCCCUUCCUGGAGACAAGUGCCAAGAAUGCCACCAACGUCGAGCAGGCGUUCAUGACUAUGGCUGCUGAGAUCAAAAAGCGGAUGGGGCCCGGGGCAGCCUCAGGGGGUGAACGGCCCAACCUCAAGAUUGACAGCACCCCUGUCAAGCCAGCUGGCGGUGGCUGUUGCUAG
This is a messenger RNA of Propithecus coquereli (Coquerel's sifaka), 606 nucleotides long. Its product is annotated as ras-related protein Rab-1B-like. The coding region runs from base 1 to 606 and encodes 201 amino acids. The record is from RefSeq and is a predicted model, not a curated record. NCBI's taxonomy places the organism in Eukaryota, Metazoa, Chordata, Mammalia, Primates, Indriidae. Gene Ontology annotation, molecular function: GTPase activity; GTP binding. The transcript has a single exon.